AUGCACGAAGACUCUCCAAAGAAGACUCGUGGAUCUCCAGCCCUCAGGAAAAAUCAAGAGCGUGAUAGCAGCAUGUUGGACCAAAACAAAGAGUCAUCAAAGGACAAGGGUCGUCCUGCCAGGACCAAGCUGCUGAAAAGGAAGGCCAGUCCUGAACGGGUUACCCUCGGGAAAAGGUUAAGACUCCCUGAACCUGAACAGCCAAGCACAUCUGAGGAGGAUGUGACCAGGAGAGGCGCUAAGAGGAGGGCAGCCGCCGAUGAUGAAGGACCGAACAAGAAGAUGAAGAAGAGCCCGGACCAAGAGGAGACCAAACGUAAGACCAAGAACAGGGGUCGUCCUGUCAGGACCAGGCUGCUAAAAAGGAAGUCCAGUUCUAAACAGGUAACCCUUGCGAAAAUGUUAAGACUCCCUGAACUUCAACACCCAAGCACAUCUGAGGAGGAUGUGACCCGCAAAGGCACUAAGAAGAGGGCAGCCGCUGAUGAUGAAGGACAGAACAAGAAAAUGAAGAAGAGCCCGGACCAAGAGGAGACCAAACAGGAGACUCAGAAUGAACCUGAACGGGUAACUCUCAGGAAAAGGUUAAGACUCCCUGAACCUGAACAGCCAAGCACAUCUGAGGAGGAUGUCAGGGUCAGAGGAGUGAAGAGAAGAGUUAGAGAAGACGGAGAGGGACCCAAAAAAAAGCUCGUAAAGAGGCGACUGGACCAAAUAAGAAAUGAAGAGACUGCGUCUCCCUCAGCAGAUUCUGAAAGAGGGAGCUGCGACACAUCUGCGGAGGAUGUGACCAGGAGAGGCGCGAAGAGGAGGGCAGCCGGCGAAGGACUGACCAAGAAGAGGAAGAAGCGCCCGGAUCAAGAGCAGACCAAGGACGAGACGAAGGAAAAGAUUCAGGAUGAUCUGCUAAAGGAGGCCGGAGCAGAAUUUGAAGCUAAAUACGAGCAACAGGGUCACCUGGGCCAAGGAGGAUGCGGAUGUGUUUUUGCUGGCUAUCGCAAAUCAGACAAUUUACCAGUUGCCAUCAAGCACGUCCCGAAAGAUAAAGUUUUCUGCAAACACAAGGACGCCAGCGGACAGAAGCUCUCUGUGGAGGUCGCCGUUAUGUUGGAACUUGCGGCCGGACCAAAGGGAUCAGCGGGGGAAUCGGCCCCCAUUUCUCUACUGGACUGGUACGAUCUGGACCAGGAGCUCAUCUUGGUGCUGGAGAGACCAAUUCCCUCCGAAGACCUGUACCAGUACAUCAGUGACCGCGGGGGCUCCCUACGGGAGGAGGAAGCAAAGAUCAUACUGAAACAGCUCAUAAAUGCGGUAAUUGUACUUGAUGAUAAGUGCAUUUUUCACCGCGACAUCAAGUUGGAAAAUGUCCUGAUUGAGACCGGCUCGGACGUUCCCCGGGUUCGCAUCAUCGACUUCGGCCUGAGCUGUUUUACCAAGAAAAAUUCACGUCAUCGCCUCUUUUACGGUACCUCUGCUCACACCCCUCCGGAGUGGUACAAAUAUUUUGCCUACACGGCCGGCCCUACCAACGUGUGGCAGCUGGGAGUGGUACUGUUUGAAAUGUUGCACAGAGCCGGAUUUGAGACAAUGAGCUUCCUCCGAAAACGACUGAGGAUCAGCAAGAGGCUGUCAGAAGAUGAUGCGGUUCUGUUGGCUUCUUCAUACGGUGACCUCCAGCAUGCACGGGGGAGGUUUGCAGCCGAGUGCAAAGCGGUCGGGAUGAGAGUCAGCACCUCCAAGUCUGACGCAAUGAUUCUCAGCCGGAAAGCAGUAGAUCGCCCUCUCUGGCCCAAGCGAAGGAAUUCAAAUAUCUCAGCGACUUGUUCAUGA
Plectropomus leopardus (leopard coralgrouper) is the source of this 1830-nucleotide messenger RNA. Lineage: Eukaryota; Metazoa; Chordata; Actinopteri; Perciformes; Serranidae. The record is from RefSeq and is a predicted model, not a curated record.